Molecule: messenger RNA, 1576 nt
Organism: Triplophysa dalaica
Lineage: Eukaryota; Metazoa; Chordata; Actinopteri; Cypriniformes; Nemacheilidae
Product: mucin-7-like
Exons: 1
Coding region: 449-1063 (204 amino acids)
Source: RefSeq, a predicted model, not a curated record
ACUCCUUCACUCUAAUAGAGUUCCUCUCAAAGGGCACUUUAUAUACUUGCUUCAUUCGGAUAGCAUCUCUUCUUAGAACACGGUCAAUUGUGGAGAGACUGCAUUGGUGGAUAUUGUGGACCAGUUGAUUGUCCUGUGUUAUUCUUUGCUGAAUUUCAUUGCUGAGUCAACAUUGGCAUGCUCUUGUUCAACUGAAAAAAGUCUUGUUCGUCCACCUGAAUGUUUUCUUACUUCAAUUCUGAAAAAGGUUUGGACAAGCAGGAACAUUUACUGUAGAGAUCUUGACCUUUGUCAAAUAAGACUACAUGGACUCUCAUUGUAAAAGUAGAAUGAUAUAGUUACUAACCGGUUUUCCCUCUGAAAUGUAGGGAUAAUUGAAGCCACUGUGGAUCUGUUUAUAUUGGGCUGAACUCUCUGGCCAGCUUCUCUCAGUGAGAGACCAUGAUUUAUGACAUGGUCAAUAAGUGUGGCUCUGAUUUCAUUUGAAACACUUCUUCUGUUUUCUCUUUCCACUAUACCAUUGUCCUCCAAUCUAUCCAUCUCUUCUACUCUUCCUACAUCCUCAGCUCUUCCUCCUACAUCUUCAGCUCUUCCUCCUACAUCUUCAGCUCUUCCUCCUACAUCUUCAGCUCUUCCUCCUACAUCUUCAGCUCUUCCUCCUACAUCUUCAGCUCUUCCUCCUACAUCUUCAGCUCUUCCUCCUACAUCUUCAGCUCUUCCUACAACAUCUUCAGCUCUUCCUACAACAUCUUCAGCUCUUCCUUCUACAUCUUUAGCUCUUCCUACAACAUCUUCAGCUCUUCCUUCUACAUCUUCAGCUCUUCCUACAACAUCUUCAGCUCUUCCUUCUACAUCUUCAGCUCUUCCUACAACAUCUUCAGCUCUUCCCCCUACAUCUUCAGCUCUUCCUCCUACAUCUUCAGCUCUUCCUUCUACAUCUUCAGCUCUUCCUUCUACAUCUUCAGCUCUUCCUUCUACAUCUUCAGCUCUUCCUCCUACAUCUUCAGCUCUUCCUUCUACAUCUUCAGCUCUUCCUUCUACAUCUUCAGCUCUUCCAACGUAAGACAGCUGUGUGAACAAUUAGGAAAUUGGCUUUUUCUGUGUUGAGUGGAUUACUAACUCAUCACAAGGUGUGCAACUGACUAUUACAAUUCCCAGAGUUUUGUUUGUUGUGUUUUGAAAAUGGUACAAAAAUCCUUGUGAUCUUUGUGAAGAACAAUUAAAAAGUUACAAAUGUUUUUCCUGGUAUAUUAAAGAUUUGGUUGGCUGUAUAAACUGCUGUGAUAAAAUCAGGGAUUUUUGUGCACAGUGUUUUGAGAAAAUUAUGCUUUUGAUUUGUGAUUUGUAUGAAAUGAAGGAGAAUUUACAAUCUGUUUAGGACAAGUGUACUGAUCACUGUUAACUGUUUUGAGAGCUGUUACCUGAGUUUAGAGAAAUGUACCAAACUGAGAAAAACUGUAAAAUAAGCCAGCAUAGGUUAAUUUUUAACAACCCAGUGGGUUCGGUUCAUCUCUGUUUGAUCCAACGAUUAACAUUGGGUUGAAAAUUUCACAACAUUCUUUACAGUGAAGACUAA